Molecule: messenger RNA, 2514 nt
Organism: Lagopus muta (rock ptarmigan)
Lineage: Eukaryota; Metazoa; Chordata; Aves; Galliformes; Phasianidae
Gene: RHBDD2
Product: rhomboid domain containing 2
Exons: 6
Coding region: 31-1248 (405 amino acids)
Cellular component (GO): membrane
Molecular function (GO): serine-type endopeptidase activity
Source: RefSeq, a predicted model, not a curated record
GAAAAAUAAUAUAAAAAAAAGACAGUCGCCAUGGUAACGGGGUACCGCAGCGGCUCGCGUCGCCAUGGCAACGGAGAAGGCCUUCCGGCGGCGACCGGAAGUAGGGCGGCACGCGGCAGCAUGGCGGCGGGGUGCGGCCGCCCUCUGGCUGGUGGUGUUCUCACGUUGCUGCUGUCGCUUGGCGCCUCCGGGCCCAGCCUGCUGCGGGGUUCCCUUGCCGCCCACCCCGGUGCCUUGCGGCCCGCCGCCCUGCGAGCCGGGGAAGUUCACAGGCUGGUUACCUACAUCUUUGUCUAUGAAGACCUGAUAUCCUUGACCUGUGGUGCCAUUGUCAUCUGGUAUUUUGCUGGCAGCUUUGAGAGGAACGUUGGCACUGUGAAGCACUGCUUCCUCACCAUUGUGUUUGCCAUCCUGACCGGCCUCCUGUACCUCUUACUUGAAAGUGUUGUCUCAAGGGUGUCAGAAGUGGAAGAUGCCAAAGGAUUCAUGCCUUUAGCUUUUGCUACAUUGAGUGUAUCCACCACCCGCUCGCGAAUGAAGCGGGCUCUCUUCUUUGGAUUUAGAGUUCCAGUGUUGCUGGUGCCGUGGUUUCUGCUCUUUGUGGUGUGGUUUAUCCCCCACUCUUCUCUCCUGAGCAACCUGUGUGGGCUCCUAGUUGGGAAAGCCUAUGGUCUUGGUUACUGUUUCUGCUUGGAUCUUCCGGAGUCGGUGGCCUCUAAGCUGGAUCAGAGGUUCCCUUUCAGUGUGCUAAAGAGAAUACCAGGGCUAAAAUACAUCCCAGGGUCCUCAGCUGAGAGAAGAGCCACUGAGAGCAGCAAGAUUACCCCGCUGCCUGGCACAUAUCCCACUCAAAGCUACUACUGCUCUUCACCUUCGGCUCUUCCAGCCUCCCAGAUGCAGCACCCCGGUGUUCAGAGCCAGGGCUUUCAGGACAGCUGCACGCCAGGAUUUGGCCAUGCUUUGGGACACGUGGGACCUCAGCACAGCUAUGCAAGAUGCAGCCUUGUUUCUUCCCCCUACCAAGCCAGAGGUGCCUCUGCAGAGGGCUACAUUCAGUCCCACACUGGAUCCUCACCUGGACAGUGCUGCCAGACAAGCAAGUUCUCUGUGCCACAGCGCGUGUGUCUGACUGGUCCACAGUCACCUGUUGGCCUGGACCUCCUGGCUGGGGUUCAGCAAGCAUCAGGGGAUCCAGCAGUCUCAGCAGCUCCUGUUCCAGCUGAAUUUUCAAAAGUUCAGGUGUACUGAUCCUCCAGAAAGCAGCAGGACUUGCAGCAGCAGGGAAGACGAUGUGAUGUUCACGGAGCAGCAAUUGCUGGCACUGUUGCUGUCUCUGAGUGUCUGAAGAAGCCAUGUGUUGCUGUACAGCCACUUCUCCAGCAGCUCUUCUGGGAAAACUGCCACAGUUGCAGAACCAUCAAAAGGAUGGCAUGGUUUCCAGUGAGUAGUUUCAUGGCAUGCAUUAAGUGGUAAGAAGUAAAUGUUGGCUUCCGAGAGUCACUGCUUUGUCACUGCAAGCAGCAAGAACAGCCCUGACUGAUAGGUGAGGGGAGAAGGCAGAGGGUCUCCUUACAGGAAUGAAGGUGGGCUCCUGCCCAUGCAGGAGGCAGCAGGGAUCAGCCCUUAACCCCUCUGUGCUGGGUUCAGGUGCCCACUGCAGCUCUGUGGGAGGGACAUCCUAGAAGAAUGGGGGCAAAACCACAAUUUGAGGUUUUUUUCCUUCUUGCUCCAGCUCUGCUGUCAGCUUCCUGAAGAUCUUGGCAUGUCACUUGGUCUCUGAUCACUGCAACUACCUCUGUGACCCUGGGGCUGCUCUGAGUCCAACUGUGCAACUGCCCUGUGCCCACAUGGCACUUGAAAUGUUCAGUGGCCUUCAGACAGACAUUUUGAACGACACGGAUGAUUUCUAACAGUCUGUUCCCUGCCUUUCCUGAGGGCAGUUGUGACAGUUAAACAUUGUUGUAUAAAUCAGAGGAGGACCUGCUGCUUUUCCAGCAGUGGAGUUCAACCCAGUCCCAGUUCCUUAGGGCUGGCAGUGGGUUCAAAGGGGAAUGGAGAGAGAGGGACAGGAUGGGAUGUGUAAUUGUGGCUGAAGGCUGAAAGAAGGAAUUGAAACUCGGGAGAGGGAGGCAGAAAUCAUCUGUUCAUCCGGCCUCGGCAUGUGUCUGAGCUCACAGCAAUGCUAUGGAUCACAAAUUGCAGUACCAGCUCCCUUCCUUGGAGGGGAGAUAAAGAAUUGAAGUUAUUCUUAAAAAAGAAAGGGGGGAAAAAAUAGUGACAAAAAAAAUCAAUACAACUCCAGGCUGUCCUAGAGAACAUACUGUCUCCAAAGGUUUGUUCUUCUGUACCUCCAGUGCAUUCCCAGUACAGCUGGCACUUCUUCAAAGAUCAGGAUUGAUUCUCUCCUGGAAGCAGGGCACAAAGUGACUCUGGGCUGAAAGGGCACAAGCCAGCUAAGCUGGUGAUAUCACUGUCACCAUGCUAAUGGGUCAAUAUUCCUCUUAUUUCUGUGCU